ACAGCUGUGAACCUUCUGUGAAAUCAAAGCAGAAGAAGAUCACGGAAUAAGAGGAACUCUGCUAGAGCUAGUGCUAACCCCCUCACCAUCAUCAUGUUAUUGAUCACCAUGUCGGCGUGAGAAGGAAAACAACACUCAGAACAACCACCCUGUUCAGAAACGGAGUCUUUAGCAUGGCAGGCGAGGAGGAGAGGGGGGUGGUUCGAGUCAAAGUCAAGAAAUGUGACGGGGUGCUUCCAGUGGAGUUCCGCUCCUUUGCUGUUGAUCCUCAGAUAACAUCACUAGAGGUCCUGCAGCACAUACUUAUCAGAGCCUUUGAUUUGAACGGGAAGCGGAAUUUCGGGAUCAGUUACCUGUCUCGAGAUCGGAGCGGUGCUGAAAUGUAUAUGUCUCUUCUGGCAGACUGGGAUUUAGAUGUUGCAUUUGGCAGUGCAGCCAAACCAUAUCUGCAGCUCAAGAUGGACGUAAAACCUUCAGAAGACAGUCCUGUCAUGGAGGACUGGGACAUCAUAAGCCCCAAAGACGUGAUUGGCUCUGAGCAGCUUCUGGCAGAGAAGACCAGGUCUUUGGCAUCUGCAGCUCUUCCCUUCACCCAGUCUCUACUGUCCCAGGUGGGCCGCACUCUGACCAAAGUCCAGCAAGCCUUCAGCUGGUCUUACGGAGAAGAGAUCAAGCCUUUCAAGCCUCCGCUGAGCGACGCUGAGUUUCACAGUUACCUCAACGGACAGGGCCAGUUGACACGACCUGAGGAACUCCGACUGCGCAUCUACCAUGGUGGUGUGGACUCUUCACUGCGCAAGGUUGUUUGGCGGUACCUCCUGAACGUCUACCCUGAUGGACUAACUGGACAGGAAAGAAUGGACUACAUGAAGAGGAAGACAAGGGAGUAUGACCAGCUGAAGGGAGAGUGGACAGCCCGGGUCAGCCACGAGGACCUUGAAUUUAUCCGUGGGAAUGUUCUGAAAGACGUCCUGAGGACAGACCGGGCUCAUCCAUACUACGCAGGAUCAGAAGACAGUCCACAUUUGACUGCCCUCACAGACCUGCUUACCACAUUUGCCAUCACACAUCCACAGAUAUCCUACUGUCAAGGCAUGAGUGAUAUUGCCUCCCCUAUACUUGCAGUAAUGGACAAUGAAGCACAUGCCUUCAUUUGCUUUUGUGGCAUCAUGAAACGCUUGGAGGGGAACUUCCGGCCUGACGGACAGCUCAUGUCCGUUAAGUUCCAGCAUCUAAAGCUGCUUCUGCAGUACUCGGAUCCCGAAUUCUACUCCUACCUGGUGUCCCGAGGAGCCGACGACCUCUUCUUCUGUUACCGCUGGCUGCUUCUGGAGCUCAAGCGAGAGUUUGCGUUCGACGAUGCUCUGAGGAUGCUCGAGGUAACGUGGAGCUCUCUGCCCCCGGAUCCUCCUGAAACCGAAGUGGAGCUUCUGGGACCGCCGGCGGAAACCGAUGAAACAAUGUCCUGCAGAGACGAGGACAAGGCGGUCGAGAAUUGCCUCGGAGACGAUAAGGAACAAAAAGGGAAGCAGCGUAGACGACACAUGCUGAGGCCUUCAAGAGAAGAAUCGGAUGUGAGCAGGAAUGCUUUCAUAGAAGAAAAAGACAGGAGGAACGCAGGCACUAGAAAGGGAUGUGAGAGCGAUGAAUAUGAUAUUACUCAAGUGACCAUGGAGAAGGCAGAUUUGCAGGCUCCUCCUUUUGAGAGGCAAACUAGUUUCGGGGAGUUUAAGUACUAUACUGCCCGAAAUGAAGAUAGCUUUCAUAUGGAGGAUGCUGAGCAGCCACAGGGUUUGGAGUCUUCAAAGUCAGUAACAAGCAUCCCAAGGCGCCAAUCCACUGUUGACAGUGAGGAUGACCAAGGGGAGAGAGUACCUCUCAUAAAAAACUGUGACAAUGGUUUCUCUCCAAUGUCAUCACCUCCUCUCUUUCCUAGUGGCCUACCAAUCUGGAAAACUACUCCCUCUGUCUCUCCCACAUCUUCAGCUUCACCCUCCAGCUGGCCAGGUGCUUCUCCAGACUCUCCUCCAAAAUCCACAUCCCCAUCCACAACCAGUGGAAGUGAGGCCUUACCGAGAACUGUCCCAAAAGUAUUGACCCAUGUGCUCGGCAGUACAGGGAUUAACUCGCCCACGACCCCCACUGUAAAAACGGCUGUCGGGUCUCCGACCCACACUCAGCAUCGAUCCCUACUCUCUUCACCCAUCUUGUCCUUCGGGAGAGGCCCCGGCAGCAGGUCGUCCUCCAACAAUCUCCCUUCACCAGGCAACAAAUCCCCCAGUACCACAGCUAACACGCCCAGUUCCUCGAAAGCUGAGACCACCAGCAUCAAACCAUGUUCCCUGCCGCCUCCCCAAGAGUUCGGCAAAGGCAAUCCGUUCAUGCUGUUCCUGUGCCUGUCCAUCCUGCUGGAGCACCGAGACCACAUCAUCAAGAACAGCUUGGAUUACAACGAGCUGGCCAUGCACUUUGAUCGCCUUGUGCGGCGCCACAACCUGAGCAGGGUGCUGCAGCGAGCCAAGGCCUUAUUUGCAGACUACUUGCAGAGUGAAGUGUGGGACUCGGAAGAAGGGGAUGAGGUUAGCUCGGACUCCCCAACAACAGCUACCGCCGGUCAACCCUCCCCCUCUCCGACCACCUCUACCAGGCCCAUUUACAGCCCUUUAGCGUCGCCUCAGUCAUCUUCUCCGAACUCAACCUAUAACCUCGCAACCACCAUUCCCUCCCCGACAGCUCAAGUUUUCCUCUCUCCCUCUUCCUGAUUCCAUCAUGCAUCAUUGGCUUCCCAUCCUCAGUGAACUCCUCAGUGGACUGUUUGUGGCCCAUCGGAGAAUGGAGAAUGGCACAUAGAAUUUUUUAGACAGCCUUCCACAUUGAAUUGGGCUGUUGAUGAUCUUAUUCUGUGUAUGCUUGAAUACAUACAUAUAUUCCUUAUGUCUGUAAUCAUAGUAAUAUUUAUUGUUGUCAUCAACCUUUCAAGUUUAGUCAUUUUGUUGUCUGUCCUGGAAGAGGGGAUGAGAGAGCUUAAUUUCUCAUCGUAUCUCACAGUCGGCUGAUGCAUGAAAUGUUAAAACCCUGUGAUUCUGGUGUUUGACGGUUCGACAGUUUGGCUGGUUUGCCGACAAAAGUUUCGCCACUUGGUGCAUUUAGCCUGUGUUGCCCUUUUAUGAACUUUGUUUACAAGCUCCUGUUAUGUCCAAUAAGCCACACAAGUGUCUUAACUAAAGCCCUCAAGCUCCAUUAGUUCUAAACAUAAGGGGAAAUCCAGACACUUGGAAUCAAGACAAGGCCAGCACACAUACUGUACUGUACUUAACCAACCUUCCUGACCUAGCCUGUCACCAUUAACCUUAAAGGGUAAAGACAUUGACAUAGGGUAAAAAAAAACUUGCUGCUUAGAUGCUCUCGGUACUAUAAACACCUUUUGAAGAUGUAACACACUACUGAACAACGGGUUACUUUCCCCCUAAGGUGAACGACGCCCCAAUUAUUGAUGUCAAGAGGGGUAUUUAGCCUUUGACAGCAAUAUAACACCUCUGCUGUGAUGUCACUGAUUGCAAUGUGUCUAAAAGUACUUCACACUUGAACAAUUCAACCCAUGGAGAGAAGUAUAGCUGCAGUUUUCUGACCCAUGCGAUGUUUUACUGUUUAAAACCUUAACAGGAAAGUAGGGAUGAGACCUCUGGCAGAAGGAGGAACUAUAUUGACAUGAUGCCCACUUAAGGAAAAUACCAAAUAUUUAAAGGGGAAAUCCACAGAUUUUUACACAGGAAGUCCUAAUCACCCUGUAGCGGCAUGAAUUGACGCAAAGGCAUUGUUUCAUCUUGAGUGAAAGGUUCUUGCUUAUCCCAGGGCUUAUGACUCUACUUCAGAAACAUAGAGAGACGAGAAAUUGCUUCACUCUCUGUCUGAACACACCUUGAGAAGAUAACUCUGAUGAUGUCAGAGUGAUGCCAUCGGGGUUAUCUCAGUUUGGGUACGGAGACUACAAAUGUAUAAGAGAAAGCCCUCAUUACAACCUGGGGGCUGCAGAGUUUGGGCAUUUAGCAGGCAGGGAGGGUCUAGCGAAGAGAUUCUAUGGAAUUGCAUUAUGGGAAAUGGAGGAUUCAGUGUUGUUCUGGCGUUUGACCCAAGUAGGUGACUAAAAAGUCACUGCUGCCUCCGCUGCUUCCAUUUUAGUCCUUCUUUUUAAAUGUCUCUCACAUGUCCCCCAAUGUUAUGAAAGUGCAAUAUUACAUCACAAAUUCAGGAUACAUUGCCUAAAGCUGUUUUGUGCCAGUUGGAUUUUUCCUUUUACUCUCCCAAAGUGCUAUUGCAAUCUGGACUUGGUGGCAUAGUAGGAUACCCAGAUGUAUGGGUCAAAACAGAAUAAUGUUGUAGUGGCCCAUCCAUUUAUGUUUUAUGCUGUAGAUGAGCCAAAAUUAAUCAAUGUGUCCUCUUUACCUUGUCAUCUUGUUGCGAACAAAACUUUCUAAAGGUUUAAUAUUGCUUGAAUGCUUAAAUUGCGUACUGCUUCUGUAAAAAAAAAAAAGUGGUUACAUGAUUUUUAUUUUUUCCCCAAGUGCAGUAUAGGUAAGGUGAGAUGGAGGGGACAUGUGUGACAGAGGUUAUAAGCUAUAUUCAAACUCGCAACAUCAGAGAUCUUGGGUGAGUGCAAUUAGUAUCGGUGAUAUGUUCACACGGGCGUUUUUAAUUUGAGCUAAAUAAUUCUUCUACAGUCAUAGGUUGGGUUUUUUUGUUUUGUUUUUGCACGUUUGUUUUGAAUGGGACUCAACCAAUCACAACUGAGGACUAAAACUAAUAACUGUUUUCUGAAGUCUGACACCUGAGGAACAGAUGAGGCUAUUUAUGUUUCAGUUAUUCAUGAAAUAAUGGAUCUAACCAUGUUACACUAUGUGGAUGCAGUACUGUAGAGAUCAGUUUGUUGUUGAUCUCCAUUGUACAAAUACCAUUCUGUUGAUAUGCUGUAUGUGCUGGACUCAUACAUUCAAACUACAACAGUAGUAAAGUAAGUACUGUACAUUAUUUAAUGCUUUGGUGGGUCAUUACUCAGAGGUGUAUCAUUUUAGCACUUUGGUUUUUGCUGUUUCCCAAAGACUGUCUUUUUGUCUGUUAUGAUAUCAUGGAAAUGUUUGUCUAAAUGACGCUAAUUUAAUGCACAAUUGAAGGUAUCGCAUAUUGACGGUCUUUAUACUUGUUUUGUGUGGUUGCUGAUGAGAAGGUAGUAUCUCAGUCCAGGCUGUAUAAUUAAUAUCUUUACCAUUUAUUCUUAAAGUGGAAUAUGAUGUGAUGCCACUUGACAUGGUCAAGGGCAAAAAAAAAGAAGAUUAUCCAUGUGCAACAUUUUGGCAGAGAAGUGCCUCACUUGUUUGACUCAGUAGCCUUGAUUUAUAUUUUCUUUUGUGCUCUUAAUUUUUUGUCUACAUAGUGUCAUCAUACGGGCUCAUUUAAAAGCCAGUGACAGGGCUGAGUGAUAUUUGAAUUAAAUGGUGAUGAUGAUCAUCAUCGACAGACAUUGGCUUGGCUCUGGCUGGCGAGCUGUGACUAACCUCUGAUGGGUUUAAAGAGGGGUGCGACUGGAUUGUAUCAGUGAUUGCAUGCAUGGUCUUCACUGCAGAGGAAACGCAAUUUUAAGCAAUUUUUAACCAUUUAAGAUAUAGCACAGCAUCUAACCAAAUUCUAUAUAUUACUACAUGAGUCUUAUCUUAUUGUCUCAUUGAUGUUUUUUGGAAAGUCAAUGAUUUUCUGCCAGCAAAAGAGAAAAAGUUGGUAUGUCUGUUUUUAUUUUAUUUCAAGGUAAAAACAUUGCAGCUAAUGAGUUGAAAUUAUGAUAUACGAAAUCUAAAACAUUUUUUUAAUUGUCUUUGAUUUAAGUCAAAAUUAGAAGAUUCUAAAUCAUGACAUACUAAGUCAAAAAUAUGACAUUAAAUUAUAAAUUAUGACAACAUUUUGACUUAGUAUCUGAAUUUGGACCUACAAUGUUUGAAUUCUUGUCAUUCCCAACUUUAAGGUUCCCUAUGUGGUAUUCAGAGCAUUAAUAUAACAGCAAACAUCUAUUUGCUAUGUAAAGAUAUAGAGGAGUAACGUCUACCUGAGCAGAGAAUGAAGUCGCUCUCCCUCUAUGUGUGUUUUAAUCAGAGCUUCUCUGUGCUUUGUUGAUAUAGCCGGCCUGGCCGCGCUCGCCUUUUAGCUUUCAUGUUCGUGCAUGUGAGCGUGCCCCACUGGGUAGCUCACGACCGCCGCUCUGCACUGCUCUCGUACGGCGGUUACAGCUGAUAACACCGUCCCGAUAGAUGACGUUGUCGCGGAAGUGUAUCGCCCACCCUCCGGUUUCCCCCUCAGGUUAACACUGUUAGCUCUGUCAGCAAUGUUGCCGUUGUUUGUACAGUUAGAGCUGUUAGCACCGUUAGCUGCGAGCCGCCGGCUCAGCCGUCGCCAUGUUGAGAGCCGUGCGGAGGCAAUGGAUAUGCUCUGAAUUUCGCACCUUUUUUUUGCGCUUCCAUAUUUCAAAAUGUCUGUAACGUCUUAUAUAAUAAAGUGAAACUGGCCAAAGGAAGUGGGGAUGCUCUGAGCGCCAGGAGUAUCUUCCAAACAAAGCAGACAUGCAAAAACUAUUUUUUUUUUUCAAUUAAAUGAGAUGUAAGGCAGACUUUCAUCAAGAUGUAAUUUAACUUGCAACUGUAGUGGACAUCAUGCAUCCAAAGGGUUGAUCCUGUGUUUCCAUUUGGCCCAAAAAAAUGGAUCAAAGGUAAUUAAAACAAUGACGUUAUUUUUCAUUUGUCUAAUUGAAAGGGCUGAAGAGCUAUCCUCAAUUGUUAAAAAUUCAUACUUCAAAUUCACACAAGAAAGCCAUCAGCAACAGUAUGCUCAUGUGGAACCGAAAUAUUUGUUUACGUUUAUAUUCAUCCGUAUGUUUUCAAGAUAUGAAAAGUGUCGACAAGGCUCAGCCUUAUUUGAUGUGCAAUGUGACGUGGAUUCAGUUAAUGUAGGUGAAGCGCUGUGCAUGGCUGUAGCAUCGCAGAGAGAAUGGAAUAUCAUUCAAACACAGAGUUAUAUCUUGAUAAAUCCUAAGACAUGCACCUCCUGAUUUUGUAAUAGUGCCCCAAGUCUUCUCCCAGCUCAUUGUUGACAUUUUGGACCUCAACACAGUUUAGUUGUGGAGGAAAAUUUGGGGAUAUGGGGGCACCAGAGCAAAGUCAGGGUAGGUGCUUUAAAUUGUCAAGUUUGUUUGUUUGUUUUUCUCAGCAUUGUUUACCUUUAAGACUGUAUCCAUGGUUUUGAGUGGCCUAUAUUAUGUAUUCUCAGUCUGUAAUGCAGAAGGCUGAACAGGGAGUGUGAUUGCUCCACCUCCAAUAGGGAAACCCCACUUUGACGAGAGCUUCUGUUUUAAGCAGAAACUGAAGUAAUUCCCAUGUCUUUAGAGAGACCCUUGUGAUUAUUGUGGUUAUUACUCUUACAUUUGGUUUUGCCUCCUUUUGUAUAUCAGUAUUAAAAGCAUAUUCAAAAUGAACUGAAGUAACUGGACUGGCUUGACUCCGAGCUAGCAAUAUGUGCAUUUGUAAAAAAAAAAAAAAAAAAGAAAAAUAAUAAAAUAAAAAGAUUUGUUUAUCUCAUUAAAUUAUAUAUGUGCACAAAUGUUAAACUUUUUAAUCAUACAACACAACGUUACUGAUUGUAUAUCGGACACAAAUAAAUAAUCAAUGCAACUGA
This is a messenger RNA of Sebastes umbrosus (honeycomb rockfish), 7710 nucleotides long. RefSeq names its product TBC1 domain family, member 25 (gene tbc1d25). Gene Ontology annotation, biological process: activation of GTPase activity; regulation of autophagosome maturation. NCBI's taxonomy places the organism in Eukaryota, Metazoa, Chordata, Actinopteri, Perciformes, Sebastidae. Gene Ontology annotation, cellular component: autophagosome. Gene Ontology annotation, molecular function: GTPase activator activity. The transcript has 7 exons. Bases 174 to 2762 code for a protein of 862 amino acids. The record is from RefSeq and is a predicted model, not a curated record.